AUGCAUCGAUACGAUCUCGCCGGGAAGACUGUCCGACGGAUGCAAGUUGCAGAUGAAGAUGCUUUACCGUGUCAGCUGGCCACAGCUAUGUUUUAUCUGACCAAGGGUGGGGAGCAGCUGCAAGAAGCUUUGCAUAUAUACGAGGAACUUCGCGAAAAGCAUGGGGCGACUCCAGUUAUUCUCAAUGGACAAGCCACCGCUCUAAUCGGCAUGAAUCGAUGGGAAGAAGCAGAAACUGUUCUACACGAAGCGUUGGACUUGGAUGGAAACAACGCUGAUGUGAUUGUAAACCUGAUUAUGGUGACAUAUCAUUUGAACAAACCACCAGAGACCAUCAAUCGACUAAUCUCACAACUCAGAGAUUGCAAUCGGGACCAUCCAUUCCUCAUCGAUCAAACUACCAAGGUGGAAGAAUUCACCCGUUGCGCGCAACAGUAUGCUCCAAGCGUGCCCAAUUAA
Echinostoma caproni is the source of this 459-nucleotide messenger RNA. NCBI's taxonomy places the organism in Eukaryota, Metazoa, Platyhelminthes, Trematoda, Plagiorchiida, Echinostomatidae. The record is from the annotation of a GenBank genome assembly.